AUGGCUGCUGGUUGGCACACCUGCGUGUUUGCCUUUGCCAGACUUUGCCAGCUGCCGGCCGCCUCCAUGUCGCCUCACGUGCUCGUACAGGCAGAAAAGCAUGAAGAAGAGAACUUGCAGGCUUCUUUUUUCUUCUGCUUCAUCUGCCUCACAUUCUUCUUCGUGGUUUCACUCCUUGUAAACUACCUCGAAACCUACAAACGCAGACUUGUCAAGUUUCUCCUCAUUCCCUUUGAAGCCCUUCAGGAAGAAGAAGACGAGGAAGGUGAUGGCGAGCAGCAGCUUUUUCGUCAUCUAACGCAACAAAACCUCCAUCAGUUUGACUGCUCUCAUCAGUUAGAAUACGGUCACUGCAAGAACGACAACCCUUUCGGUAUGUCUGCACCAAAGUACGCCAUGGAGGACAGAGACGUGCUCUACCACGCCCAAGUCACUCUGGGCUGUAACGGCCUUCGUGAUCUCUACAACCUUGGCUUCAUGCGUCAAGACACUUUGGAAAGGCGAAUCAAAGCUGCUGGCAAGCGCAUCAAUCUGAACAGCACCGUCUCUCUCUGUGCUGUCUGGCUACGCGAGAAGAUUGGCCGCACCUUUUCCACCACGGGCAUGGGCACGCGGCCUGAAAUCAAGGAUCUCUGCCUCUUCCUCGAACGUAGAGGCUGCUCGCGGGACAUGUGCUGCCAAACAUUCUACGACGCCUUUCAGACGGUUAAAGAAAGCCAUGCGAAUCAGGUUUCGCUGCGAGUUGGCAACGUGGUGCUGACGAGCUUCCGCGCCAUUGUCGACCACAUCUAUGAUCACUGGUAUCAAUGGCUCGACGAGCCGGAAACACCUGCAGGCGUGGUCGAUCUUGAAGCAGCUCAGCAGAAUAACGAUGAUGGCAAGUUGCCUCCUUAUCCUGCGUACAAUCACGAUCUUGCCAUGUUGUCGCCAGCUGAACUUAAUCUUCGCCUUGAGACAAGCCUUGAGCAGCUUGACCAAGGUCAUGACCAUCAUUCCCGUCGCGACAAUGACGAUGCCAAACGUGGGGCCCAGAAACGACAACACCCUGGAUACUGCGCGCCCUUUGAUCUUGGACAGGCUAGCUCCUGGGGCUCUGAGCCCAAUCAGUCUGACAGAUGCGCCACUCGACUGCAAGACUGCGCGUGUAAGCACUGCAGCAUCAUAGGUUGGCUUUCCCAUCUUGCUGGUGAACCCAUCUUAACUGCGGAUGACAUAGACUAUCCUGGACAAGACAAGAAUUGCACUGAAGCUUAUGAUAAAAUGGUCAUGAAUCCUCAACGAGCUGCUUUCUUGGCCAGCACUUGCCCGCUGUUUACGGCAACAAUGAUGUUGCUCGCCAUACCGAGGGCCGUCUGUCACCUUAGGAAGAGGAACUCAAAGGAAGGUAUGGAUGCAGACUGUGUGAUUUCGUGCGAUUUGAUCAGUUUUGAGAACAACAGUGGUGGCAUGAAAGAAGUUGAUCAUUUCCUAGCAGAUGUUGAUGUUCAUUCUGAGGGAGAAACGCAGGACUUGGGCAUAGCACCACAAACCCAAGACGAAGCCCGCAAAAAGCAGAAGCUGGACGACUCAUGUACUAUGGAGCCAUCUCUGCUUGAUAGUUCUCUGGAGAUGGGCAGCGGACAAGGAAUCAUGACGGACAUUUCGUUUGGCGUUGACAACAAGUCGAUCCAUGGGGAUGCUUCAUACAGCCCUUUUGUCCAGGACUUAUUUCGUGGUCGGGAGAACCUCUGGGUCCAGAAGGCAAAGCGUCCUACGGCCCUUGAUAUGUGGGAUGCUGCUGAUAGCGCAACGUUGAAAGAUGCCGUCUAG
Molecule: messenger RNA, 1809 nt
Organism: Trichoderma harzianum CBS 226.95
Lineage: Eukaryota; Fungi; Ascomycota; Sordariomycetes; Hypocreales; Hypocreaceae
Exons: 3
Coding region: 1-1809 (602 amino acids)
Source: RefSeq, a predicted model, not a curated record